Thlaspi arvense is the source of this 2400-nucleotide messenger RNA. The record is from the annotation of a GenBank genome assembly. Lineage: Eukaryota; Viridiplantae; Streptophyta; Magnoliopsida; Brassicales; Brassicaceae.
AGCACAAUGGUUAAAUAUGACAUCGCGCUUCACUGAGUACUAUAAAAUUCCGGGUUCGACUCCCGGCUGCGGAAUAAUUUUUUCCGCAAAAACCCUAAAUUUGGGGACGGCAAGUGGAUAAAGGUGAGAAGUUUUAUGCCUUUUGCAGAAUGAUCGGUGAGUGAGUUUAUUGUUCUUCUCUGAUUCUCCAUGGAAGAAAGUCGCUACAGCUAUAGAAAUGGCUUGAUUUGGUUUUUUUCUUUUCUUCUCCCAGUUUUAUAGUUAUUUACUUAUUUGCGAUUUCGGAGCUCACUAGUGAAAUGAACAGAGAAGCCGAAACUUGAAUAGUAAAAAUCUUUGCUUCCACUGGAUCUACGAGUCACCUGUAAGUUUGGAACCAGAUAGAUCGUUUCAGUAUUCUCUGGUUCUCGAUGAAAGAAGGUCUCUUCUUCUUCCAGCUCGUUCUCUUCUAGUAAUGCUUCUGAUUUAGAGCGAGCUGGAAAAAGCUGACUCAUUUUUAAAAAGGCAAAAACUUUGCAGUCUCUUACCUCGUUGAUUCAUUGGGUUUACAAACUGCAAAAAUUGCUGAAUCCAUCUCAAGGAAACUCUGCAAUUGUGGAUAAUAUGUAACGAUGCUGCAAAUCUGAAUCUUCUUAGAAGUCAUGGGCCGGCUCAUAGAUUCUCAUAUUUCCAGCAUCAUUACAGAUUAUCCACGAUGGCUUGAAGAAGCUGCUGAGAAAUCACUUGCCCACAAGCUUAAGUGACCUGCACUCCAGAGAGAGCUUCAAGCUCUGAGCCCACUGAGAUCCUUUCAAAAAUCCCUAAAAUCAGAAAAGGUAUCGGUUUUGAGAGAUUUGGAUGUGAGGAACCAUGGUGACAAAGGAGCCUGAGCAUUGAGCAAUAGGUCAAUUUUAGACUUAGUUCAUCUCAGUUUGUUCGGGAUCAAACCGUUUCUUUCUUGAUGCAACUUAGACUUCGAAAAAUAGCUUAAAUGUAAUCUUACACUAUUUUAUACAUUUUCUGAACCUGUUUAUCUGUUUCAGUUAUUUUCUGAAUUUUUGGUGAUCUUGUUCGUAUGGACACAGUCAGUUUCCAAAUUAGAAUCAAGAAGACUCUUGUGGGGAUGCAAUUGAUUCAUAAACUUAAAAAUCCAAUUUUUUCUCAUCCAACCUCCAAAAUUAUCCUUACUGAUUUACUGUUGGGUCUAGAGUAAAUUAAAGUUUUGUUUUUUCUUGUGUGGGGAUUUUAGUUCUCCUGUGUUUUCUUCCAUCAGCGUUCUUAUUUUCCCUGACUCUGUUUCUGGAUUUCUUCACUUUUUUUUCACAAAAAAAAUUGGAAACCCUUUGAUAUGGAUAUCUAUAUUCUGAUUUCAGCUUUUGAACUGCAGAUAUGGAUUUUGAAAGAUGCAAUGCAGCUUCUGAGUUCUUGUUUUGGUCAUGAAGGUGGAUUUCUGUCGAUAGAGGUCGAUCCCUCGGGUGCUGAUGCCUGGAAACUCGAAACUGUCAUUGAGCUUCUCAAACAAGGAGCUGUUGGCGUUAUCCCUACAGAUUCAGUAUACGCGAUUGCAUGUGAUUGUAAAAACCCUUCCGCUCCACUUAGCAUCUUAUGCCGUUCUUUUCGAGACAUAGACACAUACACAUUCACAAUGGGGUUCCCUCGUGGUGAUGGUCAUGGUCACGCCAAUGUUUUUCGAGCCGUCAAGCAAUGCUUACCUGGUCCUUACACUUUCAUCUUGACUGCAAGCAAAGAGUUACUACCAAAACAUCGCGUAGGGUAUGGCACGACCAGUGUGAAAUACGCAACCAGAAAAAACGUGGGUGUCCGGAUAUCUGAUGAUGCUGUGUGCCAAGCUAUCUUGCAGGAGAUGGAUGCUCCGCUGAUUUGCACCAGUGUGAAAGGGCCAAAAGAAAAUGAAUGGAUGAUUGAUCCAGUCGCAAUUGGUGACAUAUAUGGACCAGAGGGUCUGGAUUUUGUGGUAGAUGGAGGUGUACGAGUGGCUGAACCUUCGACCAUUGUGGAUAUGACAGGACCAUAUCCCAAAGUCAUACGUGGAGGGAAGGGGUCUAUAUUGCCGUGGAUGGUGGUUGAGGACGACGACGACUCUCGCCUGCGCCAGGAUCUUAUUGCUUCUGGAACUUAGAAAAGAGAUAAAAAUGUGCAAAGACUCUUGUGUUUUUGACAUUUAGACACAGGACAUCUUGUAGCUGGAGAAUAUGAUUAAUAAAUGUGAAUCUGAAAAAAUCCAUACAAAACACAUGUAUGGGGAAGUAAGACACAGGACAUUUAGACACAGGACAUCUGUGCUUUUUCGUAGCUAAACUAAAACACUGUGCAUUUUUCUAUCAAACUUUAACUUUUGGGCCUUAAAUUUGAUGUCGUUUGGAAUUGAAUAAAAAAAUUUGCUUUAGACAAGAAUCAAAC